Molecule: messenger RNA, 957 nt
Organism: Coniophora puteana RWD-64-598 SS2
Lineage: Eukaryota; Fungi; Basidiomycota; Agaricomycetes; Boletales; Coniophoraceae
Exons: 2
Coding region: 1-957 (318 amino acids)
Molecular function (GO): protein binding
Source: RefSeq, a predicted model, not a curated record
AUGCCUCCAACGACGGCGGCGGCGGCAGCGACGACGACAGCGACGGCGCCGUCGAAGUUUCCCUUUAGCGACUCUCGUGUCGACGUGAUCAUCCGCUCAUCCGACAAUGCCGACUACCGUGUGCACAAGUACAUGCUCUCCUUCUCCUCGACAUGCUUCAGCGACAUGUUCCAGCUCCCCCAGGCGCAAGGCCAGAACGACCUCCCCGUCGUGCCCGUGACAGAGGACAGCGCCGUGCUCGAGAAACUCCUCCUCUUCUGCUACCCCUGCGACCGCCCGCAGCUCGAGACCCUCGACGAAACGAUCAAGUUCCUCGAAGCAGGCCGCAAAUACGGCAUGGACAACAUCAAAGACGCCGCACGCGCUGCCCUCCCCUCCGUGCGCAUCGCAUCGCCCAACCCGCUCGCCGCAAUCGUCGCUGCGCUCAAAUACGAGAUGGACGCAGAAGCGAAGGAGAUUGCGCGCUACCUGCUCGAGAAGGACAGCAUCCCCCUGACCGCGCCCGAGAUCGACGACAUGUCCGCGAGCGAGCUCGCCGCGCUCAUGCGGUACCACGCCGCGUGCUGCGACGCCGCGUCGCGCGUCGUGUCCGACCCCAACACGCUCUCCACGGCGUCGUCGCUCGCGGCGGGCGGUGGGCACCCGUGCACGUGCCACAAGCGCCAGUGGGCGUACGGGCGGCAGGCGUUCGACGCGCCGCGGUGGUGGCUCGAGUUCGCGGACGAAGUCGCGUGGAUUCUGGGCAAGAUGCCAGCGCCGCACGGGACGCAGAUCAAGAAUGCGUUUCAUAUGGGCCUGUACAAGGCGCGCUCGUGUGCGUCGUGCUCGUCCAAGGGGUGCAGGUCGCUCGCGCAGUUUUUGGCGUUCAUACAGGAAGAAGUCGAGAGGGCGAUAUCGGAGGUGAGUGUAUGCUGGCUCUCGAGUGCUUGUUCGGUCUUACGACGAGACCUUUGCUAG